AUGAAGGAAUUUGCAACCCUUUUGGACCCUGGCUCGCUCUCUGCCCCUCUCCUCCUGGGUGCAAGCGCCGCCGCUAUAAUCACAGACGUGGGCUCCCCGGAGGUCAGCCACGUUGUCGACGAGCGAGUGGACGACUACCGCGUGGUUCUCGACGAUUACGAUGAUGGAAACGAGACGCCUCAUGUGCACGCCGAGUUCAACCGGCGGUUCGGAGAUGCGCGGUUGCACAUUGCGUCGCUCCAGGCCUACGUUACCAGCUGCCAUGGUCAUUUCUUUGCCGUCACCCGCUGGGAGACGUCCAACGCUCGAAACAUUGCCAAGGAUGCGAACUCUGGAACGGGCGGAUCAUGCAGACUCGUGGUCUUUCGGGGGAGUAUGAUUCGCUACAUGUUCGUACUGGGCGACGGCGCGUUUGAGUGGAGGGUGGAUAGACGCGACUGCUAG
Pyricularia oryzae 70-15 is the source of this 444-nucleotide messenger RNA. RefSeq lists its product as uncharacterized. Lineage: Eukaryota; Fungi; Ascomycota; Sordariomycetes; Magnaporthales; Pyriculariaceae. The transcript is spliced from 3 exons. The record is from RefSeq and is a predicted model, not a curated record. The coding region runs from base 1 to 444 and encodes 147 amino acids.